This is a messenger RNA of Nicotiana tabacum (common tobacco), 1266 nucleotides long. Lineage: Eukaryota; Viridiplantae; Streptophyta; Magnoliopsida; Solanales; Solanaceae. The record is from RefSeq and is a predicted model, not a curated record.
AUGCAAAAGGAAUAUGGUUCAUUCAUCAUUGCACUCAUGGAACCCUUCCAAAAGCAAAGGUUUAUUCAGAACUAUAGGAGGAGACUGGGCAUAGAAGCAGCAAUUUCAAAUGCCAAUGGCAAAAUCUGGCUAUUUCUAGAUGUUGUUGUCCAGUGGGAUUUGUUAAUUGACACUGAGCAUCAACUCACUAUCAGGAUAUAUUAUCAAGACUUUGGCAAGUACAUCAUGAUGACUUUUGUAUAUGCAAAGUGUUCAUCACUGGAUAGAUUAGAAUUAUGGGAUAAUCUCUACUACCUAGCUAGAGAUAUUGAGUUACCUUGGGUGGUUGGAGGGGAUUUUAAUGUUAUUCUUAAUGAAGAAGAGAAAAUUGGAGGCCUUCCAGUUUACACCCCAGAGUAUGAAGAUUUUGCCUUCUGUAUAAACUCAUGUGGCCUGUUUGAUAAUGGUUACAAAGGCAGCCCAUUCACUUGGUGGAAUGGCAGACCAAAUGCAGAAUGCAUAUUCAAACGAUUGGACAAAAUUCUUGUCAAUAUGCAAUUCCAGACCUUUUUUCCCAUCACAGAAGUAGAGCAUCUAAUUAGAACAAACUCAGAUCAUGCGCCCCUCCUGAUGUGCUGUAGGGAUCAGACUUUACAAUUUGCCAAACCAUUCAGAUUUUUGAACUUCUGGACAAAACAUCAAUCAUUUCUGGAGAUAAAGCAGUUCACCCAACAAGAUGAGCCUACAAACUUUGAACUUCUUGACAAUGUUCCUACAAUGAUAUCUGAUGAGCAGAACUUAGAGCUCUGUAGAAUUCCAACAAGAGAGGAGGUCAAAGCAGCAGCUUUUGCUUUAGGUGGUGAAAGUGCAAGUGGCCCUAAUAGCUUCGCUAGCAUUUGUUUCCAAGUGUGCUGGGAUAUAGUAGGUGAAGAUAUACACAAUAUGCUCAAGUUGUUUUAUGGGGGAAGCUCUUUACCUAAAUCCAAAACUUACACAAACCUUGUAUUGCUGCCCAGAAAAAGAAAUGUCCAAACAUUUUCAGAUCUGAGACCUAUAAGUUUGAGCAACUUCAUAAACAAUGUCUUCUCCAGAGUAGUCCAUGAUAAGCUGGAAAAGAUUUUGCCUCUUCUGGUCUCAUCCAAUCAGCCAGGCUUUGUUAAGGGGAGAAGUAUUUUUGAAAACAUCUUGUUAACUCAGGAAAUUAUUAAUGACUUUAGACUCAGGGGUAAGCCUGCUAAUGUUGUCAUAAAACUUGACAUGGAAAAGGCAUACGAUAGGGUGUCCUAG